This is a messenger RNA of Cylicostephanus goldi, 1085 nucleotides long. The record is from the annotation of a GenBank genome assembly. NCBI's taxonomy places the organism in Eukaryota, Metazoa, Nematoda, Chromadorea, Rhabditida, Strongylidae.
UUGCAAGUUUUCCUUGCAGUGCAUGUUGGUAGCGCUGUUGCAAUCAACGGAAAAUGGCAGCCAAGCUUGGGUAAACAGCAAGGAAGAGAAUUGCUAGCUUAUUCAUGCAAAGUUUUAGCAGACGAUGUGGAACCGAGGUACUCAUCUUUGUCUCCGGAUCAACUUCGUAAAAAAAUACAUCUUCGAUCACGGUCUUCCGCUUUUGCCGCUUUGCUUCGAUUGCGGUCUAAGCUUUUGUCGAAAACUCAUGAGUACUUCAUGAAGCGUGGCUAUGUGCAUAUUGACACGCCAGUCAUCACAGCGAAUGACUGCGAGGGAGCUGGAGAAACGUUCUCCAUAGCUGAACCGACUUCAGGGGAAGAAUUCUUCGCCAAGAAAGAUGCAUUUCUCUCCGUCAGUGGUCAAUUACAUCUAGAGGCUAUGGUAAGUGGAAUUUCUCAAGUAUACACCUUGAGUACUGGAUGCAGAGCUGAUAAGCAGCAGAGCAGGAAUCACCUAACAGAAUUCCGGAUGUUAGAAGCAGAGAUCGCCUUCUGCGAUGACCUCAGUAUUCUACUGAAAAUUACCGAGGAUUUCCUUCGCUACUGUAUUUUCAAUUUGCUGAGUGAUCCAAUGAUGAUGGACGACUUCGAUUCGCUUGGACAGUUUUCUGCGAAGGACCAUAUGUUCGUCUUAGGAUCCAUCAUGGAUGCUCCACCCUUUCCCAGGCUACCGUAUGCUGAUGCCUUGAAGCUACUGAAUGACAAUAAUCAAAAGUUUACCGGAAGGGGGCUGACCAAGCAAAAUGAAGCUUUUUUGGUGGACUAUCAUAAAUCUCCAGUCUUCGUCACUCAUUUCCCGUCCGAGCAAAAACCAUUCUACAUGUUGCGGUCACCAGAUGGAAAAUUGACUGAGUCUUUUGAUCUACUCUGCCCCGGCGUAUGUGAGCUUGCUGGUGGAUCCAUUCAGAUUCGAGAACGGGGAAAGCCCAUAUCAGGUGGAUUCGGGUUAGGCUUUGAGAGACUGUUGCAAUUGUUAUUAGGAGUACCAAAUAUCAAAGAUACCAUUCCUUUUCCUAGAUGGUUCAAACAUUGUCAAUGCUGAGC